This is a messenger RNA of Pelecanus crispus (Dalmatian pelican), 1306 nucleotides long. The record is from RefSeq and is a predicted model, not a curated record. NCBI's taxonomy places the organism in Eukaryota, Metazoa, Chordata, Aves, Pelecaniformes, Pelecanidae.
GUUGGAAGAUUAUGAUGAUCUCUUGCCAAUCUGGACACGUCAGAGUGAGACUCUGAAAGAAACCUAUAGUGAAUAUUUCCUUGCUGAUCUCAUAGAAUGUCAAGACGAAGAAAAUCAGGCUGUUGUUUGCGAGGAUGGUGACACUGCAGUGGGAUUCAUGAGCUUAUGUUCUCAAGUAAAUGUUUCUUUGUUCCAAGAGUGUUUUGACUUAGGGCCUUUCCAUGGACUCUGUAAACCACAUCCUGAAGAUGUUCUCAAAAUGCCACAGAAGCCCAGCAUUCAAGAAGAUGAAGAUAAAAGCAACCAAACAAGUCAAGAAACAGAGUCUGUUUCAUCUCGAAACUUUGAACAUAUUCAUGAUCAGGAUGCAGCUGUCCAGAAAGAUGGAGCCAUUACUGUUCCCCAUACUGAUCUGCUGUUAGAUGAUGUCACAGGCAAAGAUUUCAAAGCCUCAGCAACACCCCUCCUUGAGACUGAAGAAGAUGCUUUUCAUCCAGUGUACAAAGGAGCUUCAAAUGCGUUCUGUAUCCGUCUGUUUUGUAUUGAUGAGCAGCAUGAAACUAGAUCACUGGAUUUUUUGCAUUAUGUUUUCAAGCUUUUUCCGGACAAAGACUUCUGUGUCAUCCUUGUGCCACAUCAUAUACCGGAGUUCCCCCUGAUCCAGAGUUUUGUUCGAGCUGUCCCGUUCUGUACUUCCAAACUUGCUCAUGAGCUUUAUGUGUUCCACCGUGCGGGAUUGCUCAAGUCAUUUAAUGUAAGAAAGGCAACAACCAAUGACCUACUUGGUGUCAAAAUGCUCAUUAAAACCCUUAGCUUGAAUGAAAGUAUAUUGAAUGACUUAAAGAUAUUUACUCUGGCUCGCAGGGAUCCAGAUGGGACUCCAGUGCAGGCUUUCAUAGCAGAAGUUUUGGAUCAAAUAGUUGGCAUUUCUGUUAUUAGAGAUGAAAUGGAUAUUGAGUAUAUUCGAUCGCAUUACAACAUUGAAGAUUUUAUUCAUUUUAAUCACCACCAGCAAGAGGAACAUGGACAUCUUUACCACUUUGUCUUAAAUCCUAUAUUUCGUCACUAUACAAAACACUUUCUAAAGGAGAUUCUUCGCUUGGCCCACAAAUCUGCUCUUUACUAUCCUAUUUAUCCACAGUAUGUGGAAGGCAAGAUCGCUGUCUUUCAGUUUCAGAAUCCCUGUGCCCAUUCCCUGACAUCUGCCCUUCAUUACAUGGUUCCCGUGCGACCAAGACGACAGAUUGUCUAUCCUCUGGAAGAGCUUGGCAUAAACGCUCCAUCAGAGCAGGUCUCCAAGGAUCAG